Molecule: messenger RNA, 2280 nt
Organism: Thalassophryne amazonica
Lineage: Eukaryota; Metazoa; Chordata; Actinopteri; Batrachoidiformes; Batrachoididae
Gene: meis3
Product: myeloid ecotropic viral integration site 3
Exons: 12
Coding region: 550-1911 (453 amino acids)
Biological process (GO): positive regulation of transcription by RNA polymerase II; animal organ morphogenesis; positive regulation of cell population proliferation
Molecular function (GO): RNA polymerase II cis-regulatory region sequence-specific DNA binding; DNA-binding transcription activator activity, RNA polymerase II-specific
Source: RefSeq, a predicted model, not a curated record
GCAUCUGCAGGAGGAAGAAAGGAGCGCAUGAUGGAGGAGUGAUAAGAGCAGGAGCACGGAGGAGACAAAACGAUCGAGGGGGUCUUUGGCGUUUGUGUGCGAUAAGAAGGAAGAGGGGAGGAGGAUGAGAAGGAGGAGGGCCAAGAGACCCCGUCGCGUUUUGACCUCCCCGCACACCGCCACCAUCACUCCUCCUCCUCCCUCCUCCUCCUCUUCUUCUCCUCUCGAGACUGAAAACACCAUCGCUCAUUCCCAGCUGUGACAUUUUCCAGCCUGUCGCCUUUAUGCUCCGCGGACAGGGAGCACAAGGAGCCCAGAAGGAGGGACGCUUUCGAUCCACUGGCACCGAGCGUCGAGGCGGAGCGGGAGGCGCACCAGGCGGAGGCGCUGCAGGAGCCGCUGCUCGCUUCUCCCGCAUCUCUGGACUACCGGACACGACUAUUUACAGCCAACAUUUACGUUUCGGAGCCCGGAGGAGGCGGAGGGAACUCGCUGGAGGAGCCGGACUGCGCAGCAUCACCUCCGGUGUGGGACCCGCUGUCGACCCGCAUGGAGAAGAGGUAUGAAGAGCUGGUGCACUACUCAAGGUCAGAGGGCAUGUCGGUGGUGGGGUACGGGGACGAUGUAAGACCACUUCCUCCCUCACAGUACGGCACCUCCAUCCCCGACUCCCUCAAACACCACAAAGACCAGAUCUACGGUCACCCACUGUUCCCACUGCUGGCCUUAGUGUUUGAGAAGUGCGAGCUCGCCACCUGCUCCCCCCGAGACUCCGUCUCUUUGUCAGCCACCUCCCACCUCCCUGGCAUGACCAGCCACAGUGAUGUAUGCUCCUCCGAGUCCUUCAAUGACGACAUCGCCGCAUUUGCUAAACAGAUUCGUUCGGAGAAGCCCAUAUUCUCAUCCAAUCCUGAGCUGGACAACUUGAUGAUCCAGGCUAUCCAAGUUCUUCGCUUUCAUUUACUGGAGUUGGAAAAGGUGCAUGACCUGUGUGAUAACUUCUGCCAUCGCUACAUCACCUGUCUGAAGGGCAAAAUGCCCACGGACCUCGUCUUGGAUGAGCGGGAAGGCGGCUCCAAGUCUGACAUAGAAGAUUUCACUGGAUCCUGCACCAGUCUGUCAGAGCAGGUGAGAUGUGGAGACCAACGAGGCAAUGAUCACCAACCUUCCGGAUCCUCACUCCAGGUCUGUGUUCAUCCACAUCCUCUCCAUAUUUUGCGUCCUCUCUACCUGCAGAAUGCGUCGUGGUUACGGGAGCCUGAUGAAUGUGCAGCGACUCCUCUGGGAACACCGGGGACCUGCGGCCUGGCUUCACACAGCACAGCAGACAACUGCAGUGACACGGGUGAUGGUCUGGAUGGAGGAGUGGCCUCCCCCAGUACAGGUGAGGAGGACGAGACAGACAGAGACAGAAGGAACAACAAGAAGAGAGGGAUCUUCCCCAAAGUGGCCACCAACAUCAUGCGAGCGUGGCUCUUCCAGCACCUGACGCACCCCUACCCGUCAGAAGAGCAGAAGAAGCAGCUGUCUCAGGACACGGGACUGACCAUCCUACAGGUCAACAACUGGUUCAUCAACGCCCGGAGGAGAAUAGUUCAGCCUAUGAUUGACCAGUCAAAUCGCUCAGGUCAGGGUCCCUACAGUCCAGAGGGGGCGGCUCUUGGAGGAUACGGGCUUGACGGACAGGGCCAUCUCGGCCUUCGGACAGCAGGUCUACAGGGGAUGUCAUCUCUACAAGGGGAUUAUCCUGGCACUCUAUUGUCCCAACCAGGCUACCCUCCCCACCCAGGCCCUUCCAUCCACCCUUACCCAGGCCCGCACCCCCACCCCGCCAUGCUGCUCCACCCAUCACCGCACACACACCCUGCUGAGCCGCUCCUGGCACAGGGACUGGACAUACAUGCACACUAGCCACUAGCUGCAGGGGGAGAUGGGGUGAGAAUGUGUGAGAGGCUAUAUUACUGUGUGUGUGUGAGUGAGAGAGAGUGAGUGAGAGAGAGAAACCGUAUGCAUAGCUUUGUAUGUGCAGUGACACAUACAGUCCACUAUUUAAAAGAAAAGACACAUUACUCCAAAGGUUUACAUUCCCGCCCAGAAGACGCUGACCUCAAUGUAGCUGUUCUACUCACUGUAACACACAUAGAAUGUGCUGUGAAAAAGGUUUCUGCCCCUUACCAGAUUAUUUUUGCUUAUGUCUCAUGUCUUACAUCUCAUCCUUAAGUGCACGAGUUGUUUAUAUAAAAUUUAACAUGAGACAAAGGCCGUCUGCAUAAACAUGAC